This is a messenger RNA of Myotis brandtii (Brandt's bat), 618 nucleotides long. Its product is annotated as 3-ketoacyl-CoA thiolase, mitochondrial-like. NCBI's taxonomy places the organism in Eukaryota, Metazoa, Chordata, Mammalia, Chiroptera, Vespertilionidae. The transcript is spliced from 2 exons. The record is from RefSeq and is a predicted model, not a curated record. Gene Ontology annotation, molecular function: acetyl-CoA C-acetyltransferase activity. Bases 52 to 603 code for a protein of 183 amino acids. Gene Ontology annotation, biological process: fatty acid beta-oxidation.
AUAAGUAAUAAAGGCUCAUAUGAAAGUAGACUAGAAAUUAAAUCGAAGGCUAUGUUUGACUUAGUUUCUUUUCUUUCCCCCCAUUCUUAUAUUCCUUCAACUAUUUCAGCUAAUGAUGCUGGCUACUUUAACAGUGAGAUGGUGCCAAUUGAGGUGAAGACAAGGAAAGGAAAACAGACCAUGCAGGUCGAUGAGCAUGCCCGGCCCCAAACAACCCUGGAACAGUUAAAUAAACUCCCGCCCGUGUUCAAGAAGGAAGGGACCGUUACUGCAGGGAACGCGUCGGGGGUAUCUGAUGGUGCUGGAGUUGUUGUCAUAGCUAGUGAGGAUGCUGUUAAAAAACAUAACUUCACACCACUGGCACGAGUUGUGGGCUACUUUGCGUCUGGCUGUGACCCCUCUAUCAUGGGUAUUGGUAAGUUGGUAGUUACAUACACUGGUUCUGCUCUAUUUCUGGAGCUAAGUCUUCUUUGUCAUUCUCAUUCCAGAAACAGUAGCCAAAUCAAGGUCAGUUGUGGAAAAGAGAUUGAUAAUCAGUCUUUUAAACAACCAGUCUUUAUGAAAAACUGUGUUAGUCUCAGUAGGAAAACCAAGACCAUGUAAACUCCUUGUGGGCAG